AUGUCCCCCAAGAUUGUUCCUGCAACAGAACAUUAUCUGGAAACAAACUGCAUCUUCCAUGACAAACUAGCAUAUUUUUUCCUCCAGGCUGAGGUGGAAGAAACCCUGAAGAGAAUUCAGAGUCAGAAGGGAGUCCAAGGAAUCAUUGUUGUUAAUUCAGAAGGUAUUCCCAUUAAAAGCACCAUGGACAACUCCACCACUGUGCAGUAUGCAGGUUUGAUGCACAACUUAAUCAUGAAGGCCAGGGGCACCGUGCGAGACAUUGACCCCCAGAAUGACCUCACCUUCUUGCGGAUUCGUUCCAAGAAAAACGAGAUCAUGGUUGCACCAGAUAAGGACUAUUUCCUGAUUGUUGUUCAGAACCCAACUGAAUGAAAGCUUCCUAUGAAGAUCUACAACUCCUUAUACCCAAAUGCAUCUUUUUAUUUAAUAUCCAAAACAGCCAUUAGUAUUUUACUGCUUGUGCCACCUUAAUAAUGAAUAAGAGAUCCUUUUUUAUUGUGAGCAUAUUAAUAU
Messenger RNA from Euleptes europaea (tarantolino), 516 nucleotides. RefSeq names its product dynein light chain roadblock-type 1 (gene DYNLRB1). Gene Ontology annotation, molecular function: dynein intermediate chain binding. Gene Ontology annotation, biological process: microtubule-based movement. Gene Ontology annotation, cellular component: centrosome; cytoplasmic dynein complex; cytoplasm. Lineage: Eukaryota; Metazoa; Chordata; Lepidosauria; Squamata; Sphaerodactylidae. Bases 1 to 375 code for a protein of 124 amino acids. The transcript is spliced from 4 exons. The record is from RefSeq and is a predicted model, not a curated record.